AUGGGGACCUCCCCCGAGGUCCUAGCUACCUCGCUCACAGCCGUCAACAUCACCGCGCUGGUUCUCGCCGUGACGAUUACCGCGCUCCGGUGUUAUGUGAGAAUCCGUUUACUCAAAGCCUUUGGACCGGAUGACUGGCUCAUGGUGGCCGCCGUUAUAUUCUUUGCCUUUUACUGCGCUUUUUCGCUCGCUGGGGUGUCGAACGGGACGGGGUAUCAUGUGGACCAGCUCAGUAAGGAGGCGUAUGCGGAAGCCAAGAAGUGGUGGUACUGCUGCUACCCAACCUACGCCAUCACGAUGAUGCUCACCAAGAUGUCGAUGGCGCUCUUCUUCCGCCGGGUGAUCGUCGAACGAAUGCACCACUGGAUCCUCAUGGCGGCCUCGGUGCUCACGAUCCUCACCUGCGUCGUCUUCUUCUUUGCCUGCAUCUUCCAGUGCUGGCCCGUCAGCUUCUGGUGGGACAAGUACAGCCAAGACGGCUACUGUGUGCCGGAUAAGGCAGUGCUGGCGCUGGGGUUUCUGUUUAGCAUCAUUAACAUUGUUACGGACUUUACCUUUGCGCUGAUGCCGGCGUGGAUCUUGUCGCAUCUGAAUAUGCGGAGGAGGGUGAAGGUGACGUUGUAUUUGUUGAUGGGGUUGGGAUGCAUUGCAAGCGCCGCAGUCGUCGCCCGACUCCCCUACCUCCAGUACCUCUCCAGCCCCGAUUUCCUGUACGACACAGUCCCCGUAGCCAUCUGGUCAACCGUCGAGCAGUGCCUAGCCAUCAGCGCCGGCGGGUUAGCCACGCUUCAACCCCUCCUAAAGCAAGCCAGCUUCAAACUCGGUUUUGGUCCCCGUCCAUCCAUCCCGGGACAAUCGCGUUACAAGCAGCAGGACGGCCAGGGGGGCACAGCGGGAUCGAUUGCGGUCAAGAGGUCGUUUGCGCGCACGACAGAGGUCAGGACGUCGGCGCAUGAGAGGGGGGAUCCGAACGAGUUGAGGUUGCAGCCCAUGGUGGGGGAGUACUCGGCUGAGUGUUAUAAUACGAGUGAGGAGUUUCUGCGGCUGCCGUCGCCGGAUGGGAUGAAGAAAUCCAGCGAGGGUCCUUGA
This is a messenger RNA of Dichotomopilus funicola, 1089 nucleotides long. RefSeq lists its product as uncharacterized. Bases 1 to 1089 code for a protein of 362 amino acids. Lineage: Eukaryota; Fungi; Ascomycota; Sordariomycetes; Sordariales; Chaetomiaceae. The record is from RefSeq and is a predicted model, not a curated record. The transcript has 4 exons.